AUGCAGCGUAUUAUUAAUUACCCAAAAAAUUCUAGGGUGGUAGUUUCUGCUCCCAAAGGACCAGGUCAACACAAUUUUGCCUUUGACAAUAUCGGAAAGACCUGCUCACUUUGUGGAAAAGAUUUUGAUCGCGUAUGGAAUCUACAACGCCACCUUACCAAAUAUCAUAAACAGACCACAAACACUGCCAAGCCGACCGCCCCUGAUCACAAUGAUGAUUCCGUUAACAAAGACCUACACGUUGAAUCCGAUUUGGAGGAUGACAACAGCAGCGAUGUUGAUGACAUGAACAGUGAUGGCGAUGAUAAUGUUAGCGAGAUUGAACUCAAUGCCAGUGAAAGUAUUAUCGAGAUGGAUGAGGACACCAGCCCCUUUGAAAGUCCAAGUCCAGACAACCACCUAUACAUGCAUAUAAGAAAUAGUAUGUUGUCUUCUGCAUCCAAUACCAGCUCAUCGUUGGAUGCAGAUCUCAAUUUACUGAGAGAAGCAACUAGAUCGCAUACAACAUGGAACCAGUAUAUAUCAGACACUCACCUGUUCCCGGAUCUCCAGUCUAUGGUACUGCUUGCCUUUGUUGAUGGCAAUAAUAACAUGAUAUCUCGCAGGAUCUUGAAAAAGAUCCUGUUUACCAUAAGUCUUGUCCUUAAGCUUCACGAGGAAGCUAUCCAAAAGAAGUCCCUGUUCAAGUUACCUCGUUUGGAUGCCCUCUUGAACUAUCAGACCAGAAAAAAGUCCAAGAUUCCUGUAUUUCCAUCCACAAAAGUUGAUAUCCAGUUGCCGGAAAACAAUAUCAUGUCUGCUUAUAUCAACUUGCCUUCAGAUCACGUCUGA
Phycomyces blakesleeanus NRRL 1555(-) is the source of this 831-nucleotide messenger RNA. RefSeq names its product C2H2-type zinc finger transcription factor. NCBI's taxonomy places the organism in Eukaryota, Fungi, Mucoromycota, Mucoromycetes, Mucorales, Phycomycetaceae. The coding region runs from base 1 to 831 and encodes 276 amino acids. The transcript is spliced from 2 exons. The record is from RefSeq and is a predicted model, not a curated record.